This is a messenger RNA of Zootermopsis nevadensis, 798 nucleotides long. Its product is annotated as 4-vinylanisole receptor. The record is from RefSeq and is a predicted model, not a curated record. Gene Ontology annotation, biological process: detection of chemical stimulus involved in sensory perception of smell; sensory perception of smell. Gene Ontology annotation, cellular component: plasma membrane. Gene Ontology annotation, molecular function: olfactory receptor activity; odorant binding. NCBI's taxonomy places the organism in Eukaryota, Metazoa, Arthropoda, Insecta, Blattodea, Termopsidae.
AUGGCUAUACAGGAAGAAAAUAUGGCUAACAAGACACAAUACUUUGCAAGCGAACAAAACGAUGCUAUUAUUAGACUUGGAAGAAACUACGACUCUCUCGGAGGUGAAACUUACAAUCUCGACAUUCCUGGCUCGUUUUCAAAUUACCAAAAGGAGAUGGAGCGAUACCUCAUGGAAUGCAUCAAACAUCACCAGAAACUUAUCGAGUGUUCCGAGAAGAUAGAUUUACUAUGGAAAAGGGUUUUCUUCUAUCAAUUCUUAACAGCCUCCCUCCUUAUUUGCUUCAUUGGACUCAAAGCAAUAUCCAUGCCGUUAAAUGGUGAAUUCGCGAAGACAAUGGAAUACUUGGCAGCUGUAAUUUUUCAGUUGGGUCUGUACUGUACAUUUGGGUCCAAUUUAAUGACUCAGAGUGAGGCAGUCUUCAAUGCAGCAUAUGAGAGUGAUUGGAACAACCAGUCAAAACACUACAAGAACUGCACGAGAAUGCUCAUCAUGAGAGCUCAGCGGCCAGUAAAGCUCACCGCAGGCAGAUUUGGAACUUUGUCUCUGCCCCUGUUUACUUCGAUGCUGCGUUCUUCAUAUUCCUACUUGGCUCUCCUCCGCCAAAUGCAAGAGCAUUAGUAACAGUAACCAGUUGUUCUGCACAGCCAACACUGUGAAAAUCAGAAAAUGUUGAAGUACUUUCCUUCAAUCAAUGGCUGUUUUAAUUGGAGUGGUUAAAGGAGAUGAAGAAGGUGUAGCAGGUUUAUAAAGCAUUAGAGAUAUAAGAAGUGUACACAUAAUUUUAGUUGGAAUUAU